Rhipicephalus microplus (southern cattle tick) is the source of this 6674-nucleotide messenger RNA. RefSeq lists its product as uncharacterized. The record is from RefSeq and is a predicted model, not a curated record. Lineage: Eukaryota; Metazoa; Arthropoda; Arachnida; Ixodida; Ixodidae.
UUCAAUCCUCAUUUUAUGAAUAUCCCAAAUUGUGGACACCUAAUCGAAGACGACUGAAGAAGACUGCUGUGCCUUCGCGGAGCUUGCCCAUAAGAACACAUGAAAAAGAAGACCUGGCAAGGAUUCAGGAAGCAGCAGCGCGAGAUGCCCGUGCCUCUGCUAGACAUAAGCAUGGAUCAGCUUCUCAAGUAACAUGUUGGGAGCCUGCUCAACCUGUGCAUGUGUCACCUUGUGAAGAGAACCCCCGAUGAAGCCCUUUGUGAUGUACAAGAGCAGGGCCAGGAAACUGCAUCACAUCCAUGUGCUUUUCGCAGUGCAUGAAGGAUGUACCAGACAUCCCGUGCACACAAGACAAAAGCAUCCAGGUCGAUGUAGACUCCAUUAUAGGGAAGCAGUUCAGGCUUGUAGAUAUGCUAACAUCAGAUAAUACUGUGCUUACUUUUACUCGUGUGUCAUCAAUGACUUUGCUUGUAGCCAUUAGUAAUGAACUGAACAGGAUUGAAGACGCAGUAGCUGAAAUGUCUACUCUUGAACGAGUCAUUCUCGUACUUGUGCGAUUGAAAACUUGCUUGCCCUUUGUGUGUAUGGCACCACUAUUUUCUGUGAGCGGCACAACCAUCUCUCGCCACUUCUGCAGCACACUGUGUAACCUUGCAGCGGUACUAAAAUGUGCAAUUCCAUGGCCAAACAAACAAGAAAUUGCAAGCAAUCUGCCCCAAUGCUUUGAGGAAUAUAAAAAGGUACGUGUUGUGCUAGACUGCACAGAGGUUGCAGUAGAAAAAUCGCACUGUGCUUCUUGUAGAAUUUUAACAUACUCUCAUUACGAAGGUACACACACAGCAAAGCUUCUUGUUAACGUCUCACCUGCUGGCUUAAUUACUUUUGUGAGCUGCGGUUUCGGAGGCCAAGCGUCGGUUAGGACUUGCGUAGAGAAAUCGGGAGUUCUAGAAAAACUCGACAGUUUUGAAGAUGAUGUCAUGGUUGACAAAGGUUUCAACUUGGGCUCGCUAUGCGAAAACCUUGGGCUGGGGGUUGUGCAGCCUCUGUUUCUUCGUGGACAGCUGCAGUUCACGGCGAAAGACUCGAAAAAGACUCUAAAAAUAGCCAGGGCACGUGUGCACGUCGAGUGUGCAAUCCAGAGGAUGAAAGUUUUUAAAGUUCUGAAAGAACCUGCACCUUGGGUAGUUGUCGGUGCCCUUGAUGAAAUAUUUAUUGUGAUUGGUGGAAUUGUAAAUCUCUCCUCCCCUAUUCUCUCUGAGAAAAGGUUCGAGUGGUAUUAUGAAGCUUGUGUUCGCAAUGAAAUCUAGUAGAACUUAUUGUGCAGGUAGUCAGCAACUGAGGUCAAUGAAGAAGCUAAUUAAGCUGAGCACCACAACAUGAGAGAUAACACACCAUUGUGCUAUGUAAAGACUAUUGAGUUAACGGACCAACACACAGGGUCCCUUGGGCAAUCACCUAAGAAGACUUGAAAACGAAAGCCAUCUUCUUUUUCUUCUAUGUCGAUGCACAGUUGUACCCCCCCUCCCCCACCCAGGACACGUAUGUUUGUGAAGAGAGUUAUUUUAACUGCAUUUCCGAGCUGAGGAAGUUAUUUUCGAUGUACUCCUAAGCAUAUGCAUAGCUGUGUGGUAGAACACCUGCUAGCCACGCAUAUGGCCUGAGCUCAAUCCUCACUCGGACCCGAAAAUUCAUUACUUAUUUUAUUUCCAUAUGUCUCGAUUUUUCAAUCAUGGACAAGAUGAUUGUUCACUCACAACCAACGAUCCCGACGCCAGAAUUUCUGUGAAACGAGCUCUUUAAUGCUACCUCAUUAUUAUUCACAAAUCCAUUGAUGCUUCCGACUGCUUACACCACGGCUGUGUAUAGAGCACAUGACGAGUGACAAUACACAUAUAUUAAGGGCAGAGGGUUGGCCCAUAUCUCCCAUGUAUUCUAAGGCUUCAGUAGCAUGCAUUUUUUCUUUACUGCAUGUAAAGUGUUUGGGUUUGUUUCAUUUUGUGCAUUAGCAUGUUCUUGCAGUGGAACUAAAUGAUAAUAAUCUAUUCACUGUUGAUAUUUUUCACAUUUGUUUAGCGAAGCAUGUACAUUUCAUUACCUAAUUAUAGUUCGGUAGCUUCGUAUUGAUGUUUGGUUUAUUUGAGGAAGAAAUGAUCUGUCUUAAAUUGGAAGUAUUUCUUAGCGAACUGCAGGCUAUCUGUCUCGCCGCCUAAUUCUGGAUGCUAUCUAUGCCUCAUGAUUGCCUCCUUGACUUGGGGUAGACCAAAUUAGUAUGAAAGGAUAAGAGGGUUUUGAGAAUAUAUGUGGCUGAUCACGAUAUGAAUAACGAGACAAUCAUGUCACGUACAUCGUCUAAACCUUUCUUUAAGACACGUGUGGCCCAUGCCUGUUAUCAUGGGUCACGGUAGACAGGUAAUGCGAGAAAGGUGAUUGACAAUUUUUACUUACCUAGGAAUGGCGAGAACAAACAUUGGUGAUUCUUUGGGGCAUUCAAACAUUCUAUCAUAGUACCACACCAGGUCUCGAAAGUUUUGGAAAAAGGCCCUGUGUAGCCAUAAUGCCAGUGCAGUGUCAAUUGUGGUGCUUGCUACCUAAUUAUAUAAACCUAAAUAUUACCUAUGUACUCAAUAAUACAGGCGUCAUGUCGAGUUAACAUCAUUUGGAGUUAGGCGCCAUCCUCCAAAGUUAGUUUAGGUUGCACUAGCCAGGACUACUGUCCUCACAAGCAUAAGGGAUACAUAUCAGUUAACCACUUCUGAUGUUGGUAAUAUCCAUGUUGCUGUUGGAAUUGUUACGGAACUCUUAACAACUGGUUAUAUAAAACACAUGUGACUGUGUGUGCGUACAACAUUUGUGCAUAUAUUUAGCAUCAUUUUGUAAUGUUUUACUGAAUGAAUCAAUUACAGCGCAGUCACUUCCCUUGCGCAUGUUUCGUAUAACAUAAGAUUCUCAUGGUAUGUCGGAUCUGCCAAAUUUGUUUAGGUUGCUCUGAUAAUUGGUCAAAGGUAACAAAAAAAUAGCUUCGACAUAUAGCGAGCUGAAGUGAAAAAAAAAAGUUCAUUUCUUGUUUUGUUCGAAUAGAUUAUCUGCCAUGAAAUCAUGACAUGAAUCAUCUCUAUUUCCUUGUUCCUGGUUUCCUUUGCUGUAACUUCCGUCUCUAUUAGCCGAAUACUGAUAAUGGCGGUCAAAUGCACCAAAUCAUAUCGCAGCGUUACGCCCAAACGGCCUUGAUAGUGUUUAGUGCGGCCAUGCAGGCCUUUUAAAUAGUCAGAACAGCUUCAAAGAUGGCAGUUUUGGGGUCUUUUCAUUUAAAUAAACAUGAUACAUUGUGUUCUCUAUGUGUUCCAUGGUUCCGUUGCAUUUUGUUCACAUACAAUUACUCGAAAUCACAGUUUGUGGAAGCUCCACAUAAAUAAAGGGAGAAUAUCAUUUGUUAGCGCAACAAAAUCGACAAUAGUGCAACUAAACUGAAAAUGAAUGCACAGAACAGCGCCUAAGUGCACGUCCUGGACACACAAGGCAAUAGGCCUAGGUGAAUGCAACACAUGUUGAAUGUUAAGAAAAGCAGCGUCAAGUACCUUUAAGUAGCCAUAAUACUUUUUUGAAAGUAUGUUACGCUAAUAAAAACUACUGGUUCCAAUUUUAAAAACCAUUCACUUGAUUUUUAAGUUAUUGCACACCACUUAGACGGCAAAGACUGAACCACAUGCACACAAGUGCAAACUUUUAACCGAGUUUAUUAGAUGGACACAUGAUGCUUUUGUACAAUCGUGUUUCAUGGUUAGAAAAAAAAAAAUGUUGACAAAGAUUGAUUUACAAAAAUUUAAACAGUACACUGCUGAUAACCACAUACCUAUCGCACAAACCUACAUUACGAAUACAGAUACAUCCUUCUGCGUUAGUCCCACAGAUGGCAUACUGACGCAGCCAUUCCGCAGUCGAAUAAUCUCUGACACCUCAAUGAUUUCGUGCAUCUAAUAACUGUGUAUAGCGACCACCUUGGUUUCAUGGCACUUCGGCUGACAUCCGCAAUCUUGACAAUGCAAGCCUAGGUGUCUUUGUACAGAUUUGUGCACAGUGUUGUUCUGCUCCCGAAGUCAUUCAUUAAGGCACCUUCCCCUCUGGCCUACGCAAUUCUUUCCGCACGAGAGCGGUAUCGCAUCACCACUUUUUUGACACAAUCCACAAACUUGUUCGUGUGGUUAGUUGUGCAAGCAUUUGUUCCCGUCAUAUUUUUUUUUUUGUUACCCUGCAAAGUGAUGAGAACUUACGGGGUGCCAGAAGAACCGCUUACACUCAGACACGGCUUCCAAUCUUUUUCAGGCUAUGGGAAACGUGAAAGUAUGGUAUCACAGUGGCCCUACAAAAGUCUUCGUCAUCUAAGUGGUGCGCAAUAACGUAACAAUGAAUAGAUACUACCGUAACUUGCUCAAGCAAAUACCCUUAUAUUCAUUUGAGCCAGGAACCCCAGGUUGUGCACGCUCCGAGAAAAAAAGGGACUUGGCUGCUCGUCAGUUAGUCUUCAAAAGCCAGGUCGUUCAGCUUAAUCAAAACACACAAAAAUGUGUGGGGAAUUGAAUAUUGUUGAGGAAAGCUCUAUCAUCACAAACAACCAAAAAUUCUAAAUCUGAUUUUAUUAAAUUUACCCUACCCUCAGUCAUUAAAAACUUAACAUGGCAAAGGAGGUAAACGAGACCAAAUGUUACUGAACAGAAAUGCAUAGCCUGCUCAUCCUUAAGCAGGCUCAGCAAGUUUCGGCAAAACAUGCUUGAAAUACACAAAUUGCAGCUUGCGGACAUGUUUGUCGAUGUGGUCAUCAUUUCUAUGCACAGUUAAUAUCAUUGACUCCAGUUCUGAAUACACUAUGAAGUGUGUAACAGCCAAGUUCAAGAGAAACAUGGCAAGCUGCACCUGCGAGAAGUAUGCAUGCCUAGGGUUUACAGUGAAGUUUUCGCCGUUCUUCUUUAUGUAGGCAAGCUUCUUUUGCGUAGCAAGUUAGGAAGCAGUUGAAGCUUUUCCCAGUACAGGGCUCUUGACUUCCAACAAAAUUGCAGAAUUGGAAUUCUUGAAAACACCACCAUCUGGGCUGUAUCCAAGCCAUGGAACCUUGGGGUGAACAAGGAAACCAAUCUUUGAAACGUCGUUUCUGGUUAUGCUACCGUAUUUUUCAAUGGCUAAUUGUUCGCAGUGUUUACCAUAACGAGUAGCGUUAUUUCCCCAGAAGCUUUUGGAGAGCAUUUUGGACACCUUGCUUUCCCAAGAUGUUGGAUAUUUUGUUGCUUUCCCAAGAUGUUGGAUGUAAAAUAAGCGUGACAUAUACUCCCUGUUAUCCUCACUUUUCGAGCUCCUCGCCACUUUGUGUUGUCCUUAUGCCUUGUCUCAGUGCACAUUAGAAGUGCCUCCUCUUCAGUGAGUUCAAUGUGUGUGUUGUAGAAUUGAAGCUCAUUUUUCGCAAGGUCAUUUUUGGAAAACUUAUAAAUUCUCAUAGCUGUUGCAUCACUGAAUGCCACAUCAUGGAACGUUAACUCACUGUAUUGUUCCAUUUCAUUCUUCAUGAUGUGCUUGAUUAAAAUUUGCUCCUGAAUAGUGCUACACUCGCGAACUUGAUUGCUUUCAAUAUGGUGCGUUCUGCUUACUCGCAUAAUAAUAGAUUACUUGGGAUUACUUAAUAGAUUACUUGGGAAGCACGUGUCGAGCAUGUUUUGCAAAGUCGCACGUAAAGGUUUACUGCUUAGUAACCUGUGAUGUUGGCUCACUUUCUGAGACGUGCCUAUUACACAGUUAUCUUGAACAUUUUGUUGUGCACUUCAAUGUUCCCGGUCAUGAGAAUUUAUUUUGCUCUGUAAAAAUGAGUCUUUAGCAGUGAUUCUGGCAUAAACUAAACAGCAUGAAGAGACCAUAGUGAACCAUAAAAUUACUUUUUCACUCAUUUGUAACUUUAGCUACUUAUACAAAAUAUUUAUGUGCAGUCAGUCUUGAGCUACUUGAUUGAGGAGAGGCAAAUUGAAAAAAAAUGCUGAGAAAGGUUUUCGAACAAAUAUUUUUGGUAGUGUAGCUUCUGGUACUACCAUCAGAGUUCACGAACAAUUUCUGUUGAGACAGUAGCCCCAUUGAAUCAUACUAGAGGCACCAGAAGCAUCAGUGCAUUUGAAUGCUGGCUGCUGCAACAUUAAAAGCCAUAAGCCGAAAGUGGCUAAGGCAAAAUUAGAACCACCUGUAAUGUUUGUUUGUUUCUGAGUUUUGGACACCAUGGAUUCGAAUAGUGUGUAUGCUAUGCCUGAGAGUGUGAGGAGGCCAGUUGCUGUAAGAGGCAAUGCUUGUGAUAGCGGCAGAUCAGUAUCAUUAUUUGAUAGUGAGUGCAAAUUUUGCAUGACUUUUUGUAACCUGUUUGAUUAUGACCAUGUGACUACGUGCACUUGCAAAUGUCUGUAUCAUGAAUAUAUAUUGUAGGGCGAUGGUAAAUAAAAGCUGAAAGUUGGUGCCUGUUCGUGUUCAUUCUUUCCAUGUCCCUGCCGAGUUUAUAAGCACAUACCAGUUUUACCUUCAAGUGUGAACCAAAGCGCCCAGCUACAAGUUUCAUCACUGUAGAAAACAUUGAUGGAAGUUUAGAUCACGUUGUUUUGCUAUCUGUAUGCUUGGCUGGUGUUUUAUACAAUUGAAUAAAAUGAGAAAACUGC